Messenger RNA from Verruconis gallopava, 896 nucleotides. RefSeq lists its product as uncharacterized. Lineage: Eukaryota; Fungi; Ascomycota; Dothideomycetes; Venturiales; Sympoventuriaceae. The transcript has a single exon. Bases 1 to 360 code for a protein of 119 amino acids. The record is from RefSeq and is a predicted model, not a curated record.
AUGGACAGUUUAGAUGAUAUUAGCACCUCUAACAGAAUCCAAGCAUCGCCACACUACGAGUAUAUCAAGGAAAUACGACAGAGAACGUACCCGGGAGCGAAAGCAUCAGCGCAAUACCGAUUGCUCAGCCCCCUACAGAAGCUCAAAGAAGCCCAAACGAAGGAAGACCCGGGUCUGAUGCAGAGAGAAGUGAUCCAACCCGGGCUGUUCGCAUCCUGGGAGAGAAAGCUCCAGAUAGUAAUAGUAGAAAAGGAAGAAGCGGUGGAGGCUGCACACAACACGGAAGCACAGGACGCGAAGGAAGACCCGAGCCAUUGGUGUUGUCCGGCAUGUCCUCCAAGAGUGCCCCAACUUCAAUAACCUGCGCAAGCGGGUAUGGCGCAGGGUGCAGCCUGCCGACAUGAAAGACCUGCUCGACAAGGACGCGAAACUCACCACCCGAUUCCUGCAACAAACCGGCCUCCUUGGGCAACUCACAGGAGCCAUUAUACAACAAGAGUGGUAGUAGGAUACCAGAGAUGCAGACAGGGGAAGACGGUUAGUACUAGGGAAUAAACCAGCCACGGAAGGGCCCUAGAGACGGGGCAUCCGCCCAUGGGGCCCGAGGCUAAAGUACAGUAAAUAGAAGGCAAUAAUUAGAGGGUAGCCACCCUCCAAAAUGGGCUAUGCCCAGGGGGACUCUGAACCCGGCAGCUUAACGUCAUUCCGGACGGCCGACUAGGCGGUUUGUUCUGAGGGGCAGGCAAAAGUGGUAACGCCCAAGGGCUAGGGAGCGGCGGAGGAUUAAUGCUUGCAGUGCUGAUCUGUAGGAUCAACCUACCCAGAUCGGCGGGGUAGAUAGUGGCUAUGCUUUGUAGAACACGCUGGCAUGGCGGCCGUAGGCCAGCCGAAACGGC